This is a messenger RNA of Lycium barbarum (goji berry), 2469 nucleotides long. RefSeq lists its product as uncharacterized. The record is from RefSeq and is a predicted model, not a curated record. The transcript has 5 exons. NCBI's taxonomy places the organism in Eukaryota, Viridiplantae, Streptophyta, Magnoliopsida, Solanales, Solanaceae. The coding region runs from base 16 to 1713 and encodes 565 amino acids.
UUUUUUUUUAAAGGAAUGUGCUCAUAUACAGUUGUACGUGUGUGUGUGUGUGUGUGUGUGUGUGUGUGUGAUGUGCAUGUGAAAUUUUUGGAAUCAUUUGCAUUGUAUGUUUGUGAGUUUCGAAACACUCUGCUGGACAUAUGCUUUGAUAUAUCCAUAAUUAGAGAUAAAAUGCUGCAGUUAUUUCUAUCUAAACCAUCUUGGAGGGAAAAUGCAACUGAUGAAACAGUCGAGCAGAGAAAAGCUCUUCUGAAUGAGCUAGAAUCAGUCAUCUGGUCAUUGGUGUUGGUGGAAGGGCGAUCUGAAUCUCGCCUUUGGCUUUGCAAUGCAGUCGCAGGGAUCAAGUCUAUAACACCACGUAAUCAACGUGAGUUAUUCAUGACUUUAUUGACGUGUAAGCCUCUAAAGCGGCCCUUAGUUGGACAACUUCUACAAUUGCUUUUCCAGGAGGAACCUCAGAAAGCAGGGCAUAUCAUUGCAAAGAAAUGUUUUUUAUUAGAGAAUUUCUUCAAAGGAAACCAAAACCGUAUUUUGCAGUGGUUCUCUAAUUUUGCCGGUACGGGUUAUGCGGACCAUACAAAGGGGGCUAAGGCACUAUCGCAGUUUGCCUUUGUGAAUAGAGACAUCUGUUGGGAGGAGCUCGAGUGGAGGGGAAAACAUGGACAAUCACCUGCAAUGGUUGCCACAAAGCCUCACUAUUUUCUUGAUCUGGACGUUGAGCGAACAGUGGAGAAUUUUCUUGAGUAUGUUCCUGGAUUUUGGUCAUCUAAGGAAUUUGCCGAGUCAUUAAAAGAUGGCGACAUUCUGACCAUUGAUAAUGAUUUUUUUAUCAAUAUGUUUAUUGACUUGAUGUACAAGGAUGAUUUGAAAGAAGUGUGGGAAAUUAUAGAUGAGUUUCUGAUUGAGCAAUCUUUCUCUUUCUUAUGUCAACACCUUCUCGUCAUUCUUGGGGAACAAGAUCUAAUGGUUUUCUUGGAUUUACUCCAAAGUUAUGCUAAACCAAGGUUGCAAAAGAUGGAUUGUCAUGAUUCUCUUGAUCAGUUGCUGGAGAUCAUCCUUUCCAAGUGGGAUGGCAAUAAUUCUCUUGAUCAGUUGCUUCUCUUGAAUGCAGUGACUACUCAACGUCGGCAACUUAUGCGAUUUAUACGUGAAGAAGGUAGUCAGGAGCAAAAGGAAAAGGUUAAGCAUGUCGUUUUCCAAAUUUGUUCGCCAACAAUCCCUAAAGAUAGCUUUGCAACAAUUCUGCGAGAAUGCUUCAGAAGAAAAUCUGUAGAGACUAUAAAAUGGUUGGGACUGCAGUCUUGGGCUUUCUACUAUUAUUUAUCCGAGAAGUUCCAGCAUUCGAAUUCCUGGGAGAGUUUAUUUGUCGGCAAUGACAUAAGCUUUCGCAAAUCCAAGACUUAUCCAAUAUUAGAUCACGACCAGCUUCUGGAAGAAAGCGAGUCUGAGCAGGACAACAGGUCUUCAGCCAGAAAUAAGCGUAAGAAAAGGCAAAAACACAGAAAGAAAAAGAGAAGGGAUCUUGACUUCGAAGAAUUAGACGGAAUUGAAUUUGCCGGUGUUAUUGGGAGUAGACUGGAGUUGCAUCCGACAUCUGGUGACUGGUUGUUAUCUACUGAUGGGUAUUCUACUACUUGGAGCAGUGUAGACCUACCUGAGCAUAUAUCAAAGCAUUGCUUCUUCACGUGGAUGAAGUGGGUUUUUGCUGAAUGAAGAGAUGAUUUUUCACUCUUGGCAGGGGUUUGUUAUGAACAACAAAAAGAUUUAUGGUCAUCUUAUGCUUUCCGCAUUCACCUUCUAAUGGAAGAAUUUGAAGGUGAGGCAAAAGUUGCAGUUGUUGAUUUAUCACUCUGUAUAAGAAGAAUCUGUUAAAUGGCACUUCUUCAUUGCCUCUUCUCCUGAUUGCAACUCUCUAUUUCCUUAUUGGAUCCUGCCUUGCAAAUCAAGUAUCUGCCCGAGCAACUAUUCUUUACUGAUUGUGAAGGUAAUACUGAGCAUAUGGAUAUUGCACGUUUAAGUGCUUAUGUUCUUAAGGCGGACCUUUCUCAGCCUAAUGUUUCCAAUGUGCAGAUUUCCUUUAUUACCAGUUGCCAGUGCCCAGGAAAUCUUGAAGUUUCUUUUCCAUCUAGUUUAGGUAACAAUUGCAACCGCAGGGUCUUAUAAACUUGAAAACAAAAAAGUAAGUUGGCCAGCUUCGACUCCCUUAGGUUGUAUUCAGGGUUGGGCCAAGGCUGUAGCUCAAUUCACCUCUAGAUUUCUAUUGAUCUUGAUUAAUUUGUUCUAGUUUAGUUCUUUUGUGUUCAGAGUUAUCUUCCUUCACUGGACCAGACUAAGUUUCCUUAGUGUUGGUAGAAGUCCUGGAGACAGCUCUGCAUUUGUUCAGUGGUUCUUCUCAAUUCAUUUUUGUACUUCGAAAUCCUGCACAUAUUGUGAAUGAUACGAUUCCUUGUGAAAAAAUUGGUUGAUGAA